CACAUACGUCCAUUAUCAGCCGUUUGUUGGCAGCUUAGCAGUUGCUAAGAAUGCUUUACUCUAAGUAACUAAACAGGCUGGUUUUAUGUUUCCUGCCUUGAGGACUAUUGUGUAAAGGAAAGGCAAAACAAUCUUGGAGUUUAUUGCACAGCAGUCACUGGCCUAUAGAUUAACUACUGCUGACAGGUCACAAGUUGAGCUGCUAAUCGAACAAAACUUAGUUAUUGGAAAGAAGAGUAGAAGAGAUAAGAAUUAACUUAAAACAGAAAAUAUGGAGCCUCCAGAAUGGCAGUCAGAUAUCCUAGAAUUGAAAGACAGUCCAGUUCAAAUUCUACAGGACCAAAAGGCCCAAGCUCAGUCAGUAAUGCAGAACCUUGAAUUGCAGCUCAAUGCUUUUGAAUGUCUAAGAAGAAACAUUCUGCAAAGUGAUAGCCAAGUCUUUCCAGCUUCUCCUACUAUCUAUAGUCCAACAUCCUACUCGAGGUUAAUAUCAUCUGAAAAAAGUAUACCUCCCCAGACUCUCAGUGAAUUCCUCCUGAAGGCAAAGGAUAACAAACAAGAUAGUCCUGAUGCUUCCCUGAAAGCCUAUAAGCUAGACAGCCCUGUUACAGACACAGCUAUAUCAUGGCACAGGAUAAUUCAUGUAGAUAAUGUGGAUGGUUUAGAAAGUGCAAACACAUUAGAAACUACAAAUGAGGCACCACUACUGCCAUCAGGAUUACAGUGCAAUGAUGAACUUGAGCAGUUACUGGAUAAUAUCAGUUCUGCAGGACAAAGACUGCAAAAAGAACUUGACAAAUCACAGAAUCAAAAGACAGUACUCGCUGCAGAACUCAGAGCAUUCAAGAAUGCCAAUAAAUGCUGCAAAGCAGGAAUAAAUGGUGGUGUUAUCACUAUUGCACCCGCCUGUUUACCACAAAAGCUUUUCACUGAUGAGUGCCCAGAAAAAGAAAAUGGCAUUCACAUUAAUAACACUGCAGAUCAUGAGCCACAAAGUGAAAAAGUACAAAAAGGUGUACUGCCCCUUGGAGAGGAACAUCUGAGUCUUCGUGGAAACCCUGUACUAGAUGGCCUCUCUACCAAAACUAAUACAAUAAAACCAGCUUUCAUUACACCUCUACAACAAGAAAAUGAGAGUCUUUUAAAAGUUGUAGCUAAGAUUGAAAAAGAAAAGUUGGAUCACAUUGUCAGUUUUAAAAAUUUAAAAGAGAUGGAAGAAAAAGCUUCUGUACAUCCAGUGGCCUUUAUGAUUAAUGUAGUAACCGAAAACAACAUGUUACAAGAAGAAAUUAAAGACAGAGAGAAACAUAUCAGGGAAUUAGAAAAUAUCUUACUUAUUAAGAUAGAAGAUAUCAAGAUGAAGCAGAAAUGUAAAAUUAGUUUACUAGAAGAAAAAUUGCAAUCAAAAAUGAAUGAAGUGUUUACUGCACAGCACAGCCUAAAUUGUCUGAAAGAAGCUCAUCAACAGCGGAUUGAAGAAGAACAGAAUAAAUUUAAAGAACUGGAAGCUGCCAGUAAGGCAUGCGCAGAUAACUUAAAAAAAGAAAUUUCUAUGAAUGAAGAAAAAAAUCAUGAAAAGGCAAAAGAGUAUAAUGAACUGAGAGAAAGAUUUUUGGAUGCUGAAAAAAAUAACAAAACAUUUCUUAAAGAGCUUAAGUUUAUAAUUGAAAAAUACAGAAAUCUUAAAAAGCAUGUAAAAACAUUAGAAGUUGAAAGGCACCAAAACUUCAACCACUUGAAAAGUAUUACUGAGACAUUAGAAAAAGCAAAUAAGGAAAAUCAGAAAUAUUAUAAUGAAUGCAUUCUUUUAAGGGAAGAAAAGGGAGAGUCUCUUAAAUUUCUAGAAGAAGCAAAAGAUAAAAUUAAUUCCCUUCAACAAGAGAGAUACAGAAUAGAUGAGGAAAAACAGAUUCUAGAACGGGAUAUGACAUUACUUAAGGAAAUUAAUACAGGCCAGGAAGAAAAAAUGAAGCUUAUAAAUGCUGAAUAUGAAACUGCUAAGAAGAUUUUAUCAGCUCACGAUUCAGAAAAAGAAACUUUACUUGAAUCAAUCAAAACAGGAAAAGAUGAAAUUGAAAAACUCCGGCUUCAAAAUGACAGAUAUUUAGCUGAUGCUGAAUACUUCAAACUUCAGAUUGAACAAAUUGAGUUGGAAAAUAAAAAGAUGGAGAAAAAGUUCCAUGAUCAAUUGCAUCAAUUUCAAACAGAGCAUCGAGCCACUAAGAAGACAUUAAAGGAGUUACUCAAAGAACGUGAAGCCUUGGCAAAAAUGGUAAAUAAUCUUAAAGAGGACAAAAAUCUUCUAAAGAAUGAACUGAAGGAGUAUGCUGAACAUAAAAACUUGUAUGAGGAGGAAAGUAAAAAGCUAUUUGCAGAAAUUGAUAAACUCAAGGAAAAUGUAGCAGUUAUGGAAAAAGAAAAUUUUAUUCUAAAACUGGAACUCAGUGAAAUGCAAAAUAAUUACCUAAGCAUGAGUGACCGCAUAACUGCCCGACUUAAUGGGUUCUACACUGAUGAGUUUCAGAAAGAUGACCAAGAAGCAGAGGAAAAACUGAAGAAAAGUAGUGGUUCAGCUAAAUUAUUAAUACAGGACCACAGCAAUCUGCAGAACAUCCCUGUUAUGGAAGAAAACAGAAAACUGUUCAGAUCUUCAGCAUCCAACCUUUCAGAACUUUAAACAUCAAAAAGGAUAUCCACUAUAAAAACACCAUGAAUCUCAGCAUACUGUUUUGAGCAAUUAUACUAACGUGUUUCAUCCAUUCAUGAAACUAUGUUAGAGUACAGUUGUUUUACAUUUCAGCCAAGAAUAAUUUAAUAUAUUUAAACAAUAUCAAAUAUUUAAUAGGUUCUGAGUAAGAAGAGAUGGAAAGAAUAAAUUAAUAUUUUAUCUAAUAAAUACAUAAAAUAAUGAAUUUACAUCUACCAAUUUAAAUAUUAUUUUCCAGUCAUUAGUUUCUUUUCUUUGCUGUUGCAGCAUAUAAUACUGCAAUUAAGACUGUUCCCUGCUCACCAUACGCCAUUUUAGUUGCUGUGUUAUGAUACUGCUAAGUGAUGGUAUUAUAAGUUUCAAGUGAUCUUUAAUGCAAAUACUGUAGUAGGGCUACUAAAUGUGCUACUGGCAUUUUCAUUUGCAGUCUAAUGUAUAGUAAAUAAUAGAAAAUGUGUUACAUUCAUAAGAUAAAAGGGAAUGGUGAGGUCCUGCCUAAUGCAUGAUGUCUUUGCUGUAUAAAUCUAAUAUAGUUUUCAGAAGAAACUGAACACAGCUAUAUAAAAAUGAAAUAAGUGAGUUGGUGUUUUUUGAUUACCUUUGAAUUCCUUAACUCAAUAAACCCUUUUGACACCUCCAAGUUUUUCUGUGAGGUCAUCCUAGUGACACCUGUAGGCAUCUAUUAAUGCCUGUUCAUAUUUAUAUUAGUAAUUCCAAAGCCAUGCUACAUACAAGCUAUUGAAAGAUUGCAUCUUAAAGGCUAUAUUAUGGGUAGUAUGACUGCAUUGUCAUUUGAUGUCUGUAUAAUACAGCUAAUGAGGCAUUAAAUGUUGUUAUAUGCUAUUUAUUUAUAUUAUGAUAAUUCUCAUAAUUCUUUAAUUAUCUCAACAAGCAAGUGACACAGACCUGAAUGGCCUCAUAUGAAAGUUAUUAUCAGGAUGAAUGAAAUACCUCUAACACUAUGUGUGUAUAG
This is a messenger RNA of Protopterus annectens (West African lungfish), 3680 nucleotides long. RefSeq lists its product as uncharacterized. The coding region runs from base 272 to 2677 and encodes 801 amino acids. The transcript is spliced from 6 exons. The record is from RefSeq and is a predicted model, not a curated record. NCBI's taxonomy places the organism in Eukaryota, Metazoa, Chordata, Ceratodontiformes, Protopteridae.